CAACAGGAGAGUUCGAUUGGCCGCAUCAGUCUGUCUAGGCUUGUUUCCUGCUUCAAGGCGUUCGGUAGAUUGCGAAACUCUUGGUCCAGAGCGACAGAGUCUGACAUCGAGUGCCAACAAGGCCUUCAUACUACCAGCUUCAUCAUAAUUAGGCGCACGACUGGCCAAGGAGGCUGCCGCUCAGUGAGGCGGCGGAUCAUCCGGAUGUUCUGCCUCAGGCUUGCGGGUGUCCAGAAUGCCUCCUGUGACCUGAUGCUCUAAGUCAGCGUCUGCCAGAGUCUACUGGGUUACAGGCCCUUUCUUUUCUCGGCCUUUGUUCUUUAGGGGCAGGCCCGCCACCGCUCCCCCCGUUCUUUCCUUCUUGGCUCAGAUUUUUGCCCCGUUCACAUUUCCUUAUCGAUCAUACGUGGCUCGCUGUACUCGCGCAAUGAUGGUCGCAUCCAUCUUCGCAUGCGCUGGCUUCGCCAUGGCGUCGGCGAACACGGUCGUGGCCCCCGUGGCCGCCCAGCAGGUGGCGAUGCUCGGUCGCAGCGCUGUGGUUGGGGACGAAGGCGAGGACUCCCUGGGGGACGGCUUCGGGGACGAGGUCUACACGGACGACGAGAAAGAUUUUAUCAAUGGGGGCUUGGGGGACUUCGACUUCGAGGGCAUCUCCGAGGACAAAAAGCCCAAGAAGAGGCUCGCCAAGCUGAAGAGGAACUUCACUCUGGCGACAGGGAAGCUGGACGAGAUCAUCCCAGAACUGCAGACCGACUUCAAGUAUCCCACGCAGCAGCUCAAGGUCGCGCUCGCCUGGUUCAAGGAAAAGCAGAGGGACCUGGAGAGGGCGAAGAAGGAGGCGACGAAGGCCAUGAAGGAACUCCGCCUGGAGGCCGAGAAGCGCCGGCUGUCCGCCUCCGAGCGCCGGCGCGCCAAGGAGAGGGAGCGCAGGGCCAUCGAGGAGGCCACGCGCACCGCCAAGGCGGCCAUGAUCAAGAAGGCGCAGGCCUUGAUGAGCGCCAAGGGCCAGUCAGACGAGUCCGGCAUGCUCGGCGAGGCGUCCCUCGGCAUCAUGGUCGACGUGCUCAUGGCUCUGCCCGCCGCCGUGGAGAACCCCGUCUUCAUCAAGCGCCUCCAGCGUGCGAAGGAUCAGGUCACGGACUCUGUCUCGGCGUUCCUCAACAUCACCCGGCGGAAGACGGCGAAGUUCGUGUUGGCGAGCAGCAAGGCGUCCGACGUGGAGCUCUCCUUCCUCAUGGCGCGCUACUUCCACGAGGCGUCCUUCCGGGUCAAGGCUAUGCAGUCGGACGCCGAGAAGGUCGCCAGGGACCUCAAUGUCGUGAUGCCCAGGAAGCUCCGCACUUCCUUCAACCCCAUCCUCAAGCAGCUGCGGUCGAAUGCGGUCCCGCUGCGUGUGAACGCCAGUCAGAUGGCGGAGCAGACGUUGUCCCAGGCGUGCACCCAGAUGGGCCAGCUGAUGUCGAACAUCACCCAGUACGACAACCAGCUGAACACGCUGCACACCGGCCUGCACAACGUCUGGCAGAUGUCCGAGCUGAUGCUGCCGCACAUGAGCAGGAUCUACCCCAUGAAGACCAUCAUCAUCGACACUGUCAAGGACUUCAUGAUGUUGGCGACCACUCAGAUUGCCAGUCUUCAGGAUCGGGGCGGCGGACGAGAUCGUGUCCAACGUCGGGCCCGUCGUCACCGAGCGGAUGCAGUGCACGUGGGGUGCCGCUGGUCCCCGCGGCGUGGGCCUCUUCGCCCUGCUGGCGCCGCUGGUGGCGUUGGCCAGCUCGGUCCUCCACUAGGCGCCCUGAGCGGGGCCGGCGUAGAGCCAGGACCUGACGCGAUUCCCCCCUUUCUCUCCACGUGCGUGGGUGCGUGUGACCGUCACCAUCAUCCUUGCCGUUUCUCUUAUGCUCCCCUUCCUCGUCGCGUCGCAACUUCAGCCAUUCAGCGUCGCCCGGACUAAGCAAAGCAGUGGAGGCAGGACGACUCUCCUGUUCGCUUUGCUGCUUUUGGAAGACGACGCUUGUGCACCUUCGCGU
This is a messenger RNA of Prorocentrum cordatum, 2030 nucleotides long. NCBI's taxonomy places the organism in Eukaryota, Dinophyceae, Prorocentrales, Prorocentraceae. The record is from the annotation of a GenBank genome assembly.